UGCGGAAAUGACAUCAUUCUAGUCGCUGCCACUAGCUGCGGUAGCUAAUGUUUAUGUAGCAGCUUAUGCGCGAACUGCUCCUACUUUCUCGUCGUGCAUUAGAUAUUUGUUCGAUAAUAGCAGGCUGACAAAGCAGAAGCGUUUUUUGUGACAUUUUAAUGUAUGUGCUAAACACACGUUUCACGUUGCUUCCUGAUGUGAGUUAGCAGAGAAGCUACAAACAUUAACUUCUGCGACAUGUAAAACCAAAAGACUCUCCGACCAAGCGAAACAGUUAUAUAUCACUGCGACUGUGUUUCAUUUUAGCUGAGGUGCGUCUGCGGCUUGGCGGUACCAGUGGACCCGACCUUCGCUGGUUAACUGUAUCCACGUUAUGGUUCAUCUUGUUUAAUGGGUCUGUUAAGGAUGAUGAUGCCGCCGAAGUUCCAACUACUGGCAGUCAUGGCUUUUGGUGUUGCCAUGAUACUUAUCGAGAACCAGAUCCAAAAGUUGGAGGAAUCUAGAGCCAAACUUGGCUCUCUAACCAUCCGAAACAAAUGGCUAACUUCAACCAGGGCCUAAACCAAACUUGCGCCCAAUUAUAAUGACCCAGUUAUUUUGACGUUUACUCUAACCCCUGAUGUCGAGGAAGAAGGAAGCGGGAACUUUUACCAGCCAUAUACUGGAACCAUACUCAGACUGAUAAGACAAUAAGUGGAGUAAGAAUGUGCAACGCAAACGGACCAUAGCCAGACACGAGUUGGCAGAAGUAGAACAGCGUCACUACGAAGAAGUGGGUCAGGAAAUGGCCGCACUGUCUGAAAAUGACGACAUGGUCAUCAUUUACAACAGAGUGCCCAAGACGGCAAGCACAUCUUUUACUAACAUCGCCUACGACCUCUGCGGGAAGAAUCGAUUCCAUGUCCUGCACAUCAACACAACCAAAAAUAACCCUGUCAUGUCCUUACAAGACCAGGUACGCUUUGUGAGGAACGUCACCUCCUGGACAGCCAUGAAACCCGGGUUCUAUCACGGUCAUGUGGCUUAUCUAGACUUUGCCAAGUAUGGGGUCAAAGGUAAACCAAUGUACAUAAACGUGGUUCGAGAUCCCAUUGAGCGGCUCGUAUCUUACUACUACUUCUUACGAUUCGGAGAUGACUACAGGCCUGGGCUGCGAAGAAGAAAACAAGGAGACAAAAAGACCUUUGAUGAGUGCGUGUCGUCAGGUGGCUCUGACUGCGCUCCGGAGAAGCUCUGGCUGCAGAUCCCCUUCUUCUGCGGACACCACUCCGAGUGCUGGAACGUGGGCAGCCGUUGGGCACUGGAGCAGGCCAAGUACAACUUGGUGAACGAGUACCUGCUUGUGGGAGUGACGGAGGAGCUGGAGGACUUCAUCAUGAUCCUGGAGGCAGCACUUCCACGAUUCUUCAAGGGCGCCUCUGAGCUCUACAAGACAGGGAAGAAGUCUCAUCUGAGAAAGACCACCGAGAAAAAGCCCCCCACUAAGGAGACCAUCGCUAAGCUGCAACAGUCCAGUAUCUGGAAAAUUGAGAAUGAAUUUUACGAGUUUGCGCUGGAACAAUUCCAAUUUGUGCGAACCCAUGCUGUCCGGGAGAAGGACGGGGAGCUUUACGUGCUGGCUCAGAGCUUCUUCUACGAGAAGAUCUAUCCCAAAGUGAACUGACGAAACAGGAAGCAGGUCAGUCAAACCACAGCAGGGGCAACAGGGAGGUGUGUGUUAAUUCUUAAGUAAUGCUGGAUUCGUCGUCGUCAUUCAUGGAUCUCAUUGUAAACACCAUGAUGCUGCACCACACUUUGGGACUGUGUGGCUGUUUUCUACAGGGAAUGUCUACUUUUUUAUUCCAGGAGCAGCUGUGGAGAAAACUUGAGUACACUUGAAACUGUCAGGAGGAUCAGCUGUGAUUGUAACACAGUCAAAAAUGCGCGUCCUGUCAAAUCCCUGUUGUUUGUUGAUGGGGAUUGAAGAGUAUUCUGAAUUUUAUCACCUACUUUAGAGUUUGGUGUGUAUAUCCGUGGCCACUUUGUUUUGGGAAACUUUCUACAGCUUGCGACUCCAUCAGUUCUUGAGAUCACACUAUGGGUGAUCUUGUUCUCAUGAACUCUCAGUGACUUUCUUUGUCGCAGAAUAUAAAACGUUUCUUUAGGUUGGCACAGAACUUCAUCUGAAAAUGCUCAUCAAUAAUCGCCUUUGUGUUCUUCUCAUAUGCAUCUGGCACAACAGGUCAUCCAUGUUCUACUCUUAUUAACUCUAACUGUUGUUACACAAAGCUGCAACAAGCGCUCGCACAGACAUCUAUUGUAUCUACACCGAAUUUACAUUUGAAGUUGAGUUUUAAAAUCCUGAUGACAAGGUGGCCAUGUUUCCAAAGUGUAAGAGUCGUUGGUUGAAUGUGGUUUGCCUCACGCAGGAGGCUCUCAGAUUUUUUUUAUUUUCCUAGUAACACUAAUACCAUGUGGUAAAUGCAGAUGUUUUUGCCUCAGAGAACGGUUGACUUUCAAUGUAACAAAAAUGCAUAUGCACAGUUAAACCUGUUAACAGCGAGAGAAUGAUUUUACAAAUAACCCCACACUGAAUUGAGCCUGAUAAAUACUUGUGAAAUUUGUGAUCUCUCUGCAUCAACAUUCAGAUUCAGAACCGGUACUUUUUAUACUUGCUCUCCUUCUCUGCUCAUUUCAUCUUUUCGUCUCUUAAAAACACUGGUCUGUGUUUUAGACUUGUGCUUGAGUACAUUAACAUGAUUUAACGUUGAGUUUGGGACCAAGACGGACAAAGGAUGUCCCACAAAUUCUACUGAGCAGUGUUAUCCCGGAGUCCUUUGUUUAUAAAGAAUAAUAUCUUGUAACAAUUUAUGAAUUCAAAAUAAAAGUUGGAGAGCAGGGUAGACUGGAAGAAAAUGACACAGUGCCUUUAUUUUGAUGCUUUUCAUUGACAGAGUGUCUCACACGUCUGUGGCACGGUGUGAUGCGGAUCUCCAUGUUCAAUACACACUAAAAUAAACCGUCUCUUUUAACUGAAAUCCCUCCAGUGAAUUUUUGCUUCGCCCUGGGUUUGUUUGUGGUGCAGUGUGCAGUAUAGGCAUCCUGAUCUUUUAGAAGAUGGUGAUACUAACAGAGAUGGAAACAAUCGAGUGAGCCACAAAUGUGUGUUUUAAAAAUGGCGUCCUGAGUGGGUCCUGAAAUGGAUCUCCUGGUAUCCAGUGAAAUGAAGCGCACACACAAGUCACAAGUGAUCCAGAAGUUUUUGCAUUGUUCUGUCUGUGUCAUCGCCUGCUGGUGUUCGAAUGAAACCCUUGACUUGCUUACUUUUAAGUCAUAUUGCACUUCUGUAGGUGCUGCAAGCUCAUGAUUACACAUAUAUACUAAUAUUCCUCACGUGUGUUUUUAAGUUGAGUUUUAUUUUGCCGUUAAAUUCCAAGUUUUAGCGGGUUGUUGCUUAGGUUUACUCACCCUUUAAGGGUUUGAAACCAUUGGAAAUCCUUCAGACUCACACUUGCAGAUCUUACCCAUCUGCAUCUCACUCAACAGGGUAUACAUAACCUGAAAGCGUGAAAUGACAGCCGGGCAUGUGAGGAUCGGCUGAAGUCAGCGCUAGCCAUCUUUGACGGGAGAGUAGCUGGACGGGAAAUGUCUGCAGGGAGUGAGUGCUCACACGCUCCACUGGCCCACAGCCUGUUCAUGUGUCCACACACACACACAGAGAGAGAGAGAGAGAGAGAGAUAGAGAGAGGGAGAGAGAGAGCGGCACAAAGGCCCCACCAACCCAUAUUUGAUGCUUUGUGGCCGUGGACACAAGGAGAGCCUGCCCGUCUCAGAAAAUAGAACUCAAUUAACAGUUUUGCUGCGGGCGUAUUGGAACAUUGUUUCAUUAAUGAGAUGAAUACAGUCUGAUAAUUACUUCAUCUCAAUUAGAAAUAAGGCCACACUCGAUAUUGAUUGUGGCUGAUGAGCUUGAAGGUUAAUUAGAAACACAAUACUUCAAAGGUUUUUGUUGUCGGGCUGUUUUGGAACCUUUAAAAGUUUCAAAAGACAAUACGUGUGAUUUGACUUUCCAAACAAAAAGCCUGCUGUUCUUCGCCAACCUUGACUUGAUCCGACAGCUGAGGCAGCUCUGCUCUUGGCCGUGCUGUUCUGACGGCAGCCGCCAGAGGGCGCAGUCGUCUCGCUAAACUCCCCAGAGCAGCGUGGGCCGAGGCGGCCUGAAGCGGUUCACCAGUCCCCGCUCAUGCACCUGUGCAGAGCCAAAUGGAACAAACUAAUAGCGCAUUACCAUUAACAAUACAAAUGACACCAUUACGCGGCUCUCAGGACUUGGACGGCUAUAAAUAGUUCCGCUUGGUCUUGGGCAAUUUGUGCUGCACUUGCAUAAUGACUGCCCUCCAAUUCAUUCAGGUUGUGUGAAUAGAGCGCCCACAUGGCUGCGUGUGGAGAGCCGUGGCCGGCCUGUAAUGAUCUUCCUAUGGCAACGCCAUCACCGGUGCCACCAUGGCCAUCCCAGCCCCAGUGUUGGGUCCUGUUACUUCUGAAGCACUGCACAGCGUAAUGACCUCCGAUUACGUCAACGUGAGCAGAAAUGAAGCUGGGUUUCUUUCACUUGCUUUCUCAGUAGAUCACUGGAGACCCAGCGCAGAAUUUGCAGUGACCUGAAGUGGCUUGGCUACUGCCCCAUUAAGCAAACAGAGCAGAGCAAAGGCAGCUUGACCGCCCCUUGCUGAGCUGUGGACUGCACCUUCAAGCAUUUGGCUGAAGGGGAGCGUUGUGUUUGCUAGGUAUAGUAGUGCUCUGGAAGGUAAUGAGAAGCUUUUUAUUUUUUUCAAUGCAUUAGGUUUCACUCGUGAGGCUGUUUCCUAGCAAUUUGCAUUGUGGAUUUGUUCAUAAAGUUAUGUUUUCCAUUCAAUUUAUAUAUUUUUGCAACAAAGACAGGUUCACUUAUGGUAUUCAAAUAUAGCAAGAUAUUUACUACACAGGUUUUUUUUGUGUCACCCCCCAAAAAUUCCACUCCCUCUUAGUAUCAUUAGACUUUUUAACAAGUUUUCUGUUCAGUAAAUGUCUUACACAUCUGUAUAGUGGGCUCUUGCUUUCCUCUGUUUUGAGUUACAGUGGCACUUGGGUUUUUGUACGUCCCGGAAUUCGGAGUUCGAAUAAGAAUUAAGAGAUUUUUUUGCUUGAUUUCGAACGAAAAUCCAGAACUCGAACGCCCCCGAAAAAAGCUGGAAAAAACUUAACAUGCGCAAACCGAUCAGCUGACCCACAAUGCGCCUUGUUAUUGUGUAUAACGCAGCCUCUGUAUGCAGACGUGUCCCGUUAGCUACAUUUACUGACUGUUUUUUCUUCAUAUUGAGGUGUAAAACCUUUCCUGUCUCCGCACUGGACCCAGUGUCACAGGGGAGGUACUCGCUCUCCACACCUCCGAGGUUGGAGCGCUCACUCCAGGGUUUGAUGUCCUGUUGUCGGCUGGAGCUGGGACAGGGAUGAGGCGAGUCUGGGACAGAGCGUUACUUGGUUUAUGACUUUGUCACAGCCAAACUGCACAGAAGCGCACAUUCAGAGCUGGACACACACCGGGCACCUCUUCACUUCUGGAGAGACGUCACUCACUCGGCAACCCCUCCCACAUGCAGCGGCCACACACAUAGAGGAACAGCGCACCUGCAGCAGACACUCUACAUUCACUCCUACAAAAGACUAUUUUAAGGCUUGGAACGCAUUGUUUCUUUUUCCAUUCAUUGUAAUGGGAAAAUUCGAUUCAGAUUUCAAACAAAUCGCUUCUCGAACGGCCGUCUGGAACGGAUUGUGGUCGAGAACCGAGGUACCACUGUAUUUCCAGGCACCACAAUCUGAGAUGAGACCAGUGGUCACAUCAAGGACCAGCAGGAGAUAAAUUGAUUUCAGCAUAGGCUUUGAAACCUGGUGAGAAUUCAGUCAAAAUUGAAGCGAUUAAAUGAAGAGCCUUCUGGAGGUUUGUUACAAAACCUUGACCGGUCUGCAUUGUAUCUGCAGUCGAAGACAUUGUGUCGUGAGAAUCUGCAGCCUUCAGUCUGGCACAAAGUAAAUUGAAAAAUCUUUGGGUUUGUACUUGUGAACACAGUUAUUUUCCAAGUGAAAGAUAGUUAUCAGAACCUCAGGAUGGCUGUGAUGCCUGAUCAAAAACCCAGUGUUUGGGAGUCUUGCUCAGUUGUUGAUUUAAAACAGGACAAAACUAUCUAUCCAUCUUAUUUAUAUAUUACAUCAUGUAUGAUAAAUGUGUUAUGUGUGUAACACAUUUUGAAACCUAACGCUCGUCGAGUUUCUACCUCUAGGUGGUGCUAAAACAAAAGGCAUUCUCAGUCCACGAGCCUAUUAACGCGAGUCAAUUUUUGUAUUUCGUGUGAAUCGUUGAAGAUGUUCAAAACUCGAGGAUGGAAAUGUCUCCCUUUUGCUCAUCAGUCUAUUGACAGACUUCAAGACAAUUUUGCUGCAGUGAUGGACCCAUGUUACACCAUGAAGCAACACCAGGCAGGUUAAUUGUGUAUCCAGCAAGACAGUAGCGGACGGAAAAGUGUGGAUAUUUGACAGCCUUUCUGGACAUCAUUUUCAUGUCCCAGUCAGUGAUGUAAUAUCAGGGACGCUGCUACAGCGGAGAGCCUGACCCUGCACAGGAAACUCUGUGCUGCUCUUCAUUAGAUUGCUGUAUUGUAGUUUGACCUUGGUGGAAGACACUCUACACUACUCACACCACUGUCUCCCUCCCUCGCCGUCUUUUCUCUCGUUGUGCUCGCUCGCAGAGAGCACAUAUUGAGAGCAUGGGCAUUUUCUCCUGGAGGGUAGGAGAGAAAUGCAAUCAGCAAUUCAAUCGUGGCCAUUGUGUAGCAGUGCUGAUGAGCUUUGCAGAGUAGAUAAUGGAUUAAAUUAUUUAUCCGCUCCCCCCGCCCCGUCCUCCCUCGCCGCUCAUUGUUGGCUCCUCUUUGUGUGCGACAGCGCCACACAGACGUAGGUUGAAGGCCUUGAUCACUCGCUGCCUUUCAUAGAUCUAAUUUUUCUAAUUAGCGCCUGAAUGCAGAAUGGUCGCUCCCCGUCUCCUCCGCGCCGUUCAUUGUCAGAUACAUUCCAUGAGGUGAACAUGUCAACCUAUCAGCGUUCCUUUCAAUGAUAGAAAACACCAACCGAGGCGCGCUAAGUGAGAGACCGAGCGAUCUUAAUGAUCGUCUCAUGGUGAGGAGUUUGUACUAAUGAAUAUCACCAGAGUGAGGAUGAAGUGCUGAGGAUCACUGCCGCCACCUCCUAGUGUCAGGGCUGCAUCAACAGGUCUCCAUUAGUCACCAGCCAUCACUAUGUCGUCUUAAACCUUCAGUGCUUUCUGGGAUUGUGUCACUAUAUUCUGUGACAUUAUUUCCCUUUGGACAGGAGGGACCAGGCAGCACGUUUCAAAUUGUCGCUAACAGUAACUGAUGUUAGCUAACAGAAAACGUAAGGACCUUUGUUUUCCACAAUCCCAGGGUGAGCUUCAAGGUGCAGACCUGUGACUGCAGCACUUCUCCACCUUGCCUUAAUGUUGGCCUUUCACUCGAUCAUUCAUCUGCCACUUAUAUAUGGUGUUGCAGGGUGCUCAAAGUCUGUCCUAGCUAUUUGAGAUAGUGUGGGUCUAAGGCAGACCUGGGCAAAGUGUGGCCCGGGGGCCAUAUGCGACCCUUUGCCUGCAUUUUUGUGGCCCUUUUGACAUCAGACAAAAACUAUACCACUAUAACUGAUUUUUCUGCCUUUUUUUGUUAUUUCUUUUUUUAGUCGCCACCACCACUUCAGAAUUAAAUGUAGCAUAUUUUUGUUUUAAGCCAAAAUGUUCUUCUUUUCAUUAGCCAUUUUUGAGUUUUUCUUGUUCCUCGAAAUACAUUGAAGGAAUAUUGAAAAUAUAUUUUGAAAUAAAUUGCCUUUUUAUUUGGAACGACUAGUCCAUAAUUAUGUUGAUUUAUAUUAAUAUUAAAUGCAGAUGAAAUGAAAUAUUUCAAUAGGUUUAUGCUUACACUUCUUUAUAUCUUUACUCACAUUUAGGUUCAUUUUGUCCUUGUUACUUAAGUAUGUAUUUUGUAUUUUUAUUUUUCCAUCGUGUUCUGUAGUCAUCGCUGACUUUCUUUUGAUGAUGAUCCCUCACAACAGUUACAGUUUCUAAUGUGGUCCUUUAGGGAAUUUUAUUGCCCACUUCUGGUCUAAGGGGUCUGCAUGUGCCCUUUGAUGGACAGUUUGCUGGUCCAUUUGUUGGAUGAAACCGGGUUUUGACUCGUAUGUAACAGUAUAUACCAUUGGCGUUAGUCGCUGCUUACGUGUCUAUGUGCGAGUCUUGAAACAAAAUGGCUGAUGGCACAGCGUGUUGCAUGAUCCGUCCCUGCUCCCCGGAACAACCCUUUCUCACUCCCUUAGUCUUAUAUGUCGAUGUCUGCAAGUAAGGAUUAUGUGUCCUAUGCUAACGCCAAACAACCUUUUAUUUUCCAUGUUGACGCAUAGGUGUUUCAAUGGAGGGAAACAUUUUUUUCUUCACUGUAUAACAUUCCAAGUGGCGGGGGGAUUGGAAGCUUUCUACACUACAUAGACAUCAGCAUGGCUGAAUAUGUGCUUCAAUUGAAAGCCUAAUGCAUCUGUCCGACACUAAAGGCUGCCUUCUACGUCACCAUUGGACAGAAAAGUCCAGUUGAACAGUCCACUAAAAGACAUAGACAUGGAUUUGUCGAAAGCACACAACCGGGGCAAAAUGGCGCAUAGCUUACCUAACCCCAACCUACGUCUGUUUUUCACGUGUUGCGGUGCCAAUGCAUCAACAUGCAGUGCUGAAGGUUGCCUUUUUCAUCAGUAUAGGACGCAAAAGGCGACGUUCCCAAUGUCAAUGUAUUACGCCAUGGGACUGAGGAUGUGUUGGAUUUUCAUCCUCCUUUCAAAAUAGUUCAUCAACAGUUCUUCAUUUUUUCAUUGAUGCAAAACUUGUGCAAGUCCAGGUGCCAAGCAAAAUCCUGUUUUAGGUGCCUAGAUCUGAGUUGUGCUGGUUAUCCUGCAAAACAGGUAGGACACAAUUUAUGUUUCAAUCUAUGUUCUAUGCUGCUUGGUUUUUCAUUUAUAUUGUAGAUUACGCACACACCAUGGUUCAGCCUUUCAUGCAAAACAAUGAUCUAAGUCAAUCUGCUCCCAUGAUCACCACAAAACAGCAGUUACUUGCAGCACUCCGUUGCUUGGAGUCAUUACAUGGGGUAUUACUAUUUUGGUUCCUUUCUGUUCUGGCUUUAAAGGUUGCUCUGGGGAAAAGUGUUGAUCAAUAACUCAGGACUUUGUUGUCCUUGUAAAGGUCAUAUUUUAAUUUGGAUAGGAACAUGUCUAACUGUUCGCCCAGCAGGGCCUUCUCUCCACUACCGAGUUUCAAAAAAGGAGGAUUCUCAGUGGCGGAUUGCUCAUAUAGUCCCUCCCCCAGUUUGGCAGCGAGUAUAUAAGAUCUUCCAGGGCAAAAGUGAUGCCUUAUAAGGGAUAAACCAAUUGCAAGGGCUCUGCAUGUACUCAUAGAACUGGAGUACAUCCAGGGCGUAUUUCCAACGUGACUCGUGGAUUAUUGCUAUAAGCAAUAUUGUCUCCGACGUUACAGCAUCUUUCCUGCGCAUAUGGUCGCUGUGUCUCCGACCACACAGCGCGUUGCCCUUGUGCAUGCCUGUUUUAGCAUGUUGACAGAUGAGGCAACUGCUGUGGUCACCUCCCCGCACGCCGGCACACCAGUGUCCGACAUGCUGACGGGAGACUCUGUGUCUGCCACUCGGCUGCCUGUGGCCUGCACAGGCUCGCAUGUACUGUAAGUUUCUGAGCAUUGUGGCCUGCUUGUGUUACAUAGUUUCGCAGGCUGCCUCUUUGACAACUGGCAACAAAGGGCCCAUUGAGCAGUGGCGGCGACGAGGGACUUUGAUGGGUGAUCUGCAUGCGUUUGUAGAGGGAAACUGGAGCUGGCUUAAAGGAAACAGGUGCAACUCAUUACAAAAUCCCCAGUCCUCCUUUCUGCUGGAUUUCCUCCUGUGUUUUCUCUCACUUCUUUAUCAACCUUGUUUGCUUUAUUGCAAAAUGAAAUUCCCUCUCCAGACGACACACGCGCACAUACACACACACACGCACAUGUUGCAAUAACAGUGUGAGAAGCUUCCCUCACUCAGUCCUCAGGUCAGAUAUCAAAGUGUGGAGGCCAACUCCAUGAAGGAAGUAACAGGAUGAAGUUUUUAAUUAGAAACUCACACCGCACGUGUAAUAGCUUUCAUCUUGUCACGUCACCAACAUGGCACGGUGCCUUUGAGAACUGAGAAUGCUAACGUUGUUUCUGUUUGUCCCCCAGUGAUAUGAAAAAUGUGCUGCAAAAGUACACAUUUAAAGGAUAUUAGAUGAUAACUGUGGCACUUUGAUUUAAGGUUCAAGUCCUGCCAGUGACAUCCUGUGGAUAUUUUUAAACGUAAUACAUUAUUAUAGACCUAAAAGCCUGACAGUGGGCAAAUCCAUCCAGAUAAAUCACAGAAUAAGCGUCCAAAUACAUAUUUAUUGCGAAGGGUUAAGGGCAUUUUAAAUGAUAAUCAGAUUUGUAUAUUAUCAUUUUAUUUUCGGGAGGGACUCUCAGGCUGAGCUCACUUUUGGCGAUGGGUACAGUUGAAAGGAUUUCUAAGCUUGAAGGUGAGAUAUAACACAAAUAGACCUACAAUUUCACCAUUUUAUACCAAUGUUUUGGUUGGUACUGAGCUGGUCCGCUUUCUGAAGGGCUCGCAUGAAGUUACCGUUUGCUUUUCUGCCCUCUUUAUCCAAAGGACCCUGGUGUAGUGGAAAUCCAAGUGCAGGUCUGUGUUUGUUUCCCACCAAAUUGCCCCUGAGCAAAAAGCACUGAGCCAAAAGACAAAUACUCUCACCGACGCCAUAUGCUUUGGGUCACGGCAAAAUGCACACUAUCGAGGAUGCAAGAAGGCUUCAGAACUUGCAGCCAUAGUAUUCCUAAAUACAUACAUACAAUAUCAAAGUCUAACUUCAGUGGUGCAUGCGCCCAAACAGAGUGAUUCUAACCCUCAACAAAUGGCAUUUGUAAAUGUCAUAAUGACCCCUCAGACACCACUACUACUGGCUAAUUUCUAAUCUCCCCUCUGGGAAUAAGAGUUUAGAGACACUAGUUUUAAUCUAAGAAUUUUUUAUUUUUGUGUUGAACAAUAUUAAUCUGGUUUUAGUUCCAGCCACGGCAUCAAAAUUGAGUAGAAGAAACUCUCUCUUUUAAUUUUAUUAAUUCUGAACGUAAGAUUUGAAACACUUUACUAUCACAUUC
This is a messenger RNA of Synchiropus splendidus (mandarinfish), 11284 nucleotides long. RefSeq names its product heparan sulfate 2-O-sulfotransferase 1b (gene hs2st1b). Gene Ontology annotation, molecular function: heparan sulfate 2-sulfotransferase activity. The coding region runs from base 785 to 1663 and encodes 292 amino acids. The transcript has 8 exons. Lineage: Eukaryota; Metazoa; Chordata; Actinopteri; Syngnathiformes; Callionymidae. The record is from RefSeq and is a predicted model, not a curated record. Gene Ontology annotation, cellular component: membrane.